This is a messenger RNA of Colletotrichum acutatum, 1164 nucleotides long. Its product is annotated as Metallo-dependent phosphatase-like protein. Gene Ontology annotation, molecular function: hydrolase activity. Lineage: Eukaryota; Fungi; Ascomycota; Sordariomycetes; Glomerellales; Glomerellaceae. The transcript has 3 exons. The coding region runs from base 1 to 1164 and encodes 387 amino acids. The record is from RefSeq and is a predicted model, not a curated record.
AUGCCACUCUUCCGCUCCUCGUCCGGCCUAGACGCCAUCCUCAACCGCCCAGAAGACGACGGAUUCGCAACCCAUCUCCUCUCCAACCCCCUCUCGACAAUAGCGAGAUACCUAUACGAGUUUUUUCCCGUCUCGCAUCCGGUGGUCAACCACAACGACGACGCCGUGACCGUAGUCUGCGUCUCCGACACGCACAACACCAAACCUCACCUGCCGCCGGGGGACAUCCUCGUGCACGCGGGCGACCUCACGGCCUCGGGCACGAGGAGGGAGCUACGGGAGGCGCUGGGGUGGAUUCGGGCGCAGCCUCACCGGUUCAAGGUCGUUGUUGCGGGGAAUCACGAUUCGUGUUUGGAUAAGAGAAUACGCAGAGAUGAUGAAGACGACGAUGACGACGACGACGACGACGACGACGACGGAUCACCUCUGGACUGGGGCGACAUCAUCUACCUAAGCCGCACAGCAACGACCCUCACGAUACCCCCUCGUCGCCCCAACGACGGGAACAGGACGUACGCUGAUCGCGAGAUCCGCGUCUACGGUAGCCCUUAUACACCUCGACACGGCAACUGGGCCUUUCAGUACCCGCGCUCCGGCGGCGCUGCCCCCUACUGCUCCUCCUCCUCCUCCUCCUCCUCCUCCUCUUCCUUGCGCAAGACAGACGUCGACAACGACACCUCCGCCGACCCCUGGUGUGGCACCAUCCCGCCCGGAACAGACAUCCUCGUCACCCACGCGCCGCCAAAGGGCCACAUGGACGACCCGCGCGGCCACUGGGGGUGCGAGAUGCUCCUGGCCGAAGUCUGGCGCGCGCGGCCGCGGCUGCACGUCUUUGGGCACGUCCACUGCGGUCGCGGGCGGGAGGCGGUCGCGUUCGACGGGUUGCAGGCGGCGUACGAGGACGUUGUCUUGUUGGAGGCCGAGGCUUUUGCGAUAGCUGGCGGGAGCGCUGUUGGUGUUGUUGGAGUUAGUCGUGUCGGCGGUGUGGUGAUAGCUUGGAUCAAGGCCUUGCUUGCUCUGGGCUGGUGUUUCUUGGUCUGGGGAUGGGUGCUGUGGUGGCGUGGGGGACGGAGGGGUACGGGGAGGACUGUGUUUGUGAAUGCUGCUGCUGUUGGGGGCUUUCGGGAUCGUUUGGUGCGGGAGGCUAUUGUUGUGAGGAUAUAG